Drepanopeziza brunnea f. sp. 'multigermtubi' MB_m1 is the source of this 2013-nucleotide messenger RNA. NCBI's taxonomy places the organism in Eukaryota, Fungi, Ascomycota, Leotiomycetes, Helotiales, Drepanopezizaceae. The record is from RefSeq and is a predicted model, not a curated record.
AUGCCUCUGACCCCUACUCCCAAGGCCAACAAAAUUCUAGACCUCGUCGACUCGCGAGAAAGAAGAAGACAAGCCGACCUCCUCACGCGCCCUUUCGACCAUCCGCAUCGUACUCCGCGGCACAUCCUCCGAGACUUCGUCAGGCUUGUUCUUCCAAUCCUCUUCCUCGCCCUCUUUUUGAUUCUGGCGACGGUAGUCUGCAUCUACACCUUCGUCAACAGGAAGACGCUGCCGUGGUCCUUCGUGAAAGGUCUCGGCAUUGCUUUCGCUGUGGUGUCUGCCGGUUGGUGUAUUGGCAAGACAUAUCUCUACUUCCUCGACAAGCGGCGGCAGGAUACGGCUAUCCACGAGUUUCUAGCCGGCGAGAGGCGGAAGGAGGACCCGGGAAGCGAACUGCUUGAUUUCAUGACACCCCGGGAAGUGGUAUGUCCGCUACGGUUCAGGAGGAUCCUGCCGCGUGCGAAGAGAUGGGUAGCAUGGGUCUGGACCAAGAGGCCGAGCGGGAUGAAGCCGAAGCCAGUUUUUUCGCCGGAGAGGAGAAUCCAGCGUCACGAUGAGUAUGAAGAGCGGCUGCGUGAAGUUUGGCCGGGUACUUGGCUGAGACUGGCUGCUGAGCGCAGUGCUCGACAAGUUGAACAUCGGCGCAAGACUCAGCAACGCAAUACGGUCAGGUGGGCGCCUAGUAGCACUCGUGAAUGGUCUGUAUCCGACGAAGCUAGCAUUGCAGCACGUUCAUCGAGGUCAGAUCAGGCGAAGAGACGCGGAAUUAGCGCUGCUCUGGCACCGCAGAUGCCUUCCCGGCUCCCCAAAGCGAGAACGAGAAAGCGAGGACGCAAGUUCGAAGCCGGCCUGUCCCCGAUUCAGGAAUGCAGGCAGGAUAGUCUUGGACCGAUAUCCCUUGAGCCGCGCACAUUGGCGACCCCGUACGAUAUUUCCGGCAAGCCGGAAUACAGGCUGGGGACUAGACUCGUCUUGUUUUCAUCCCCAGCUUUGCAUGAAAAACCAACGGCCCGAGGAGUCAAUGGGUUAGGAAUCUCCGAGCAGCACAGUAUUUUCUUAGACGCCCCGAUAGGCCCCGAGCAAAACGUGGCCGAAGCAAGACUUCCAAACGCAGAUGCAAGAAAGCCGAUCAUCCCCCCUCCACGCUCCUCAUCACUGCGCAGAAAGGAAGUGAAGGUGGAGUCCACGACGUCCCCGUCCUGCUCGACCAGGAAAUGUCCUCUAUCGUUCCGCUUCAAAGAUGCAUAUGCAGCACCAGCGCGCCCCGACUCGCCUCGUCCUCUCAGAGGCAGUCCACCCCCACUUGAGAUAUCCCAGGAGACAAAACCCCAACCCGGUCUUCCCAGUCCGGCGACAACAUUGGAUGAUGAUGCAUGGUACAGCUCCACCGAGUCGCUGCUAUAUGAAGACGAAGAAGAAGCUGCACAGCCAGUAGCAGCAGCAGCGACGUCUCUGCGGACAUCGACACCAGUACUCUCCGUCGCGCCGUUGAGCGUCAGCAAGGUCUCUCUCGGCUAUACACCACCACCACUACCACCACCACCACCCGUCACAGCCACGCCGCCACUGCUCGCUCGUCCGCGCGUAGAAGAAAACCAGAAGAGGGGUAUAGUGAAGAGCAAGAGGAUGUUGACGUUUUCUUCUUCUACUACUUCUUCUUCUACCGGGAAUGGAGAGAGGAUCAUCACGCUAGAGGAUUGUACGGGGGGGCAGUCUGGGUUGGGGAUUAGCUGCUCGGUACGUCGGCAGACGAGUACGUAUCAGCCGCGGAUUCACGACGAAGAUGAAGACGAUGGUGAAGAUGAUGAACAUCAUAGUGAUAAAGACGAUGAAGGUGAUUGGGAUAGCGAGGAUGAAGAUGACGAUGCUGCCCUCUCUCCGAUAAGUGAAACCGAAGAGCCAACGUCUAGAGAAAAUCACUCUACGCCGUACUCUGGCAUGGCUCCGCAACUUCCUCCCUUGGCUCCCGUAGAGAUCUGCUUGAGGUGGAGUGGCGGCCGGUUCGGUUCGUGA